AUGGCGUUUAUCAAGAAAUUUCUGGCCAAAGGAGAUGCGUCCAUGCAAAAGGCUAUGAACAACCCAGACAUUCAGCCCAUUGGUCAGUUCUUGCAACACAAAUUUUCUCGAGGAAUUAAUUAUAACAUGAAAAUUGUCAUUCGUGGCGAUCGUAAUGUGGGCAAGAGUGCAUUAUUUGCUCGUCUGAAAGGUGAAUCAUUUAGCGAACGAUACAUUCCGAGCACCGAAAUUCAGGUAGCAAGCAUUCAUUGGAGCGAUCGAAAGUACACUGAUGUGGUCAAAGUUGAAGUAUGGGACGUGGUAGACAAAGGAAAGCCGAGAACUUCCGCUCAAGGUUUGAAAUUUCGUAAUACCGAUGUUCAGAAUCUACCUGAACCGUGUUUGGAUGCCAGUUUUUUGGACGUGUAUAAAGGUGCCCAUGGUGUUAUUCUGGUAAUGGACAUGACCAAAUCAUGGACGUUUGACUACGUAUGCCGUGAAUUGCCUCGUAUCCCAUCGGAUCUGCCCGUUUUGAUAGUAUCCAAUCAUCGGGACAUGGGACAUCAUCGAACAGUGACUGAAGACCAAGUUCGAGGUUUUCUGGAAAAUCAGCACACUGUUCCAGUUCCAUUCAAUACAGUCAAUUCGACUAGAUGCAGGUAG
Echinostoma caproni is the source of this 642-nucleotide messenger RNA. Lineage: Eukaryota; Metazoa; Platyhelminthes; Trematoda; Plagiorchiida; Echinostomatidae. The record is from the annotation of a GenBank genome assembly.